AUGGAUCCGCCACCUAUCGUUGAAGAUCAACAAGACGUGUCGGAUCUGGACUUCAUGUGGGACUCAGAUCAAGAUUAUGACAAAUGUGUAGACAAUCAUGAUGGGAGCGACCUAUGUCCCCGUUCAGAUGGCGUACUACCUGAAGACCCCGUGACGACGGAAGAUGUGAAGAUUGAGGACAGUCAGCUAUGUGGAUCUGAUAAUCUGACACCAGGAGAAAUCAAUCGACUUCGCCCAAAGAUCAGGAAGUUCCGACACCUCUCGAUCACCAAAGGCGAUUCCCUUCCGCCGGCCACCAGCGGUGUUGUAUGUGAUAUUGUCGUCGGAGGAGCGAGACCUGUCACCCCGACGUGUCGGAAGCUGGUAGACUUCAUCAAAGGUUUAUUGUCCGCCAAGAUGAUCAGUUACUCGAGAUCACCGUGGGCUUCACCAAUCGUGGUGAUAAUCAAGAAAAAUGGAGUGAAUGUAAGGUUAGGUAUUGACCAUUUGCUAUUUAACUGUUUAACUCAGUUGACGGUCUAUCCAAUGACCUUGAUUAACGACUUACUUGACUAUCUAGAGUCGACAUUUUGGUACUGUUUAUUGGAUAUGGCGAGUGGAUUUUGGGUGGCGAAAAUGCUGAAUUAUGUUCGCUUGAUUUCGGCUUUUGUUACUCCCAUUGCGCUAUUUGAAUGA
Phytophthora megakarya is the source of this 675-nucleotide messenger RNA. NCBI's taxonomy places the organism in Eukaryota, Oomycota, Peronosporomycetes, Peronosporales, Peronosporaceae. The record is from the annotation of a GenBank genome assembly.